Amoebophrya sp. A25 is the source of this 205-nucleotide messenger RNA. The record is from the annotation of a GenBank genome assembly. NCBI's taxonomy places the organism in Eukaryota, Dinophyceae, Syndiniales, Amoebophryaceae.
AUGUCAGCGUCCUCGCUUCCAAGCACCGCCUUCCACCCGAUUCGACGAGGACGAAAGAGGUGUCGCGUCUACUGUCCGGCGAGCGGCGAAAACAAGUUCGAACUAGGUACCGUGUUCUGCGCUCGAGGCCAUCCGGACAUCAUAUUUUUCGACAACCGACAGCGGGCCUACAUCACCGCAUUGCAGGCGGGGGAGUACAUCGAGC